AUGGUAAACUUGACCUCCAAGAGUGGAUUUCUCCUCAUGGGGUUUUCUGAUGACCAUAAGCUUCAGGUUCUACAUGCACUGCUCUUUUUGGUGAUAUACCUUCUGGCCUUAACAGGCAACCUCCUCAUUAUUACCAUCAUUACCUUGGACCACCAUCUGCAUUCUCCCAUGUAUUACUUCUUGAAGCACCUCUCUCUUCUGGACCUCUGCUUCAUCUCUGUCACAGUACCACAGUCCAUUGCAAAUUCACUUAUGGACAGUGGGUACAUUUCCCUUGGUCAGUGUAUUCUUCAGGUUUUCUUCUUCAUAGCUCUGGCCUCAUCAGAAGUGGCAAUCCUCACAGUGAUGUCUUAUGACCGGUAUGUUGCCAUCUGUCAACCACUGCAGUAUGAGACCAUUAUGAAUCCCAGUGCUUGCAGGCGUGCAGUGAUUGCUGUGUGGAUGGCGGGGGCCCUCUCUGGGCUCAUGCACACAACUGUUAACUUUUCCAUUCCUCUAUGUGGGGAAAGAGUUAUUCAUCAAUUUUUUUGUGAUGUCCCUCAAAUGUUGAAACUUGCCUGUUCUUAUGAAUUCAUGAAUGAGAUUGCAGUGGCUGCAUUCACAACCUCAACAGCAUUUAUCUGUCUGAUAUCCAUUGUGCUCUCCUACAUUCGGAUCUUCUCAAUGGUGCUGAGAAUCCCAUCAGCAGAGGGCAGGACCAAGGUCUUCUCCACCUGCCUACCACACCUAUUUGUAGUCACCUUCUUCCUCUCAGCCGCGGGCUUUGAGUUUCUAAGACCUCCUUCAGAUUCCCCAUCAGCUGUGGAUCUUAUGUUCUCCAUAUUCUACACUGUAAUACCUCCAACGCUCAAUCCAGUCAUCUAUAGCUUGCGAAAUGAAGCCAUGAAGGCAGCUCUGAAGAAGGUGCUGUCAAAAGAUGAAUUUUCUCAGAGAAAAAUGUAUUUUAAAGCAAUUUUUAAACUCUAA
Molecule: messenger RNA, 966 nt
Organism: Marmota flaviventris (yellow-bellied marmot)
Lineage: Eukaryota; Metazoa; Chordata; Mammalia; Rodentia; Sciuridae
Product: olfactory receptor 14J1
Biological process (GO): G protein-coupled receptor signaling pathway
Cellular component (GO): membrane
Molecular function (GO): G protein-coupled receptor activity; olfactory receptor activity
Source: RefSeq, a predicted model, not a curated record